AUGGAGGCGGCUGUUUCUGACUGGCCAAGGUUGUACAAGCAAUCAUUCGAUCAUCUCGUACCUGGCGGUUACAUUGAAGUAAACGAAUGGGACAUUGAAGAUCACUCUCAAGCUCUGGGAGAUGAUCUGCCCCAAGAUCACAUUUAUAGGAGGUGGGCGAAGACUAUCUUCGAGGCCACUGAUAGACUAGGCAAGACCGCAAAGCAGACCAGAAACCAAGGCAUCGCAAACGCCCUGCGGGAUGCUGGCUUCGUUGAUAUCGUGGAAAAGAGCUGGCCUUUCCCAAUCGGAGGCUGGGCAUCUGAUCCUAAGUUGAAAGAAUGUGGCGCCGUUAAUCUGGAGUAUCUCGACCAAUCACUUGAAGGAUUCGGGCUCUUCUUGCUUCGACAGAUCAUGGGAUGGGAAGAUGCAGAAAUUCUUGUGUUCAUCAGCGAAAUGCGGAAGGCUUUGAGGGAUCUUAAGCUGCAGACGUAUUUAAGACUACACGUGGUCUAUGGACGGAAGCCUGAAGAGGCAGAGGUCUCUGGGGAGCAAGCCGUUGACGCACCUCUACCUUAA
Molecule: messenger RNA, 558 nt
Organism: Colletotrichum fioriniae
Lineage: Eukaryota; Fungi; Ascomycota; Sordariomycetes; Glomerellales; Glomerellaceae
Source: RefSeq, a predicted model, not a curated record